This is a messenger RNA of Trachymyrmex septentrionalis, 1591 nucleotides long. Its product is annotated as cyclin-dependent kinase 2-like. The transcript is spliced from 5 exons. The record is from RefSeq and is a predicted model, not a curated record. NCBI's taxonomy places the organism in Eukaryota, Metazoa, Arthropoda, Insecta, Hymenoptera, Formicidae. Gene Ontology annotation, cellular component: cytoplasm; cyclin-dependent protein kinase holoenzyme complex; nucleus. Gene Ontology annotation, molecular function: cyclin-dependent protein serine/threonine kinase activity; ATP binding; cyclin binding. The coding region runs from base 292 to 1191 and encodes 299 amino acids. Gene Ontology annotation, biological process: regulation of gene expression; regulation of G2/M transition of mitotic cell cycle; protein phosphorylation.
CUCUUUCUAUCUUCUCUAAAAAAUAAAAAUGGCCAUUCACCACUGGCGCGCACACUGCGGCCGAGUGCACUUAGUUCCACCGGUGUUGAUAAACAGGCGGCAAUAAAACGGCUCGCAACGAUCUAAUCGUAUUCUCGACGUUCUGAAGUAUCGACAACACUUGACAGAAACGGAUCAACGACGGCGUCGACCGUGGAAAAGGUCAGGGAAGGCGCGGCGACGGCGACCCUGGCCGAGGAGCGGCGUCCCCGGGCUCACAGUGGCGACGACGAGCGCGGCAACGUUGAGGUUAUGGACAACUUCGUGAAAAUCGAGAAGAUAGGGGAAGGAACGUACGGGGUGGUCUACAAAGCUCGGGACAAACUGACUGGGAAGCUGGUGGCACUCAAGAAAAUUCGUCUAGAGACGGAAAGAGAAGGCGUUCCAUCUACCGCUAUUAGGGAGAUAUCCUUAUUAAAAGACCUCGCUCAUCCAAACAUCAUACAGUUGUUCGAUGUCGUAGACGGCGAUAAUCAUCUGUACCUCGUAUUUGAAUUUCUGCAGCAGGAUUUGAAAAAGCUGUUAGACUCCGUUAAAGGGGGCUUAGAACCAGCUCUCGUCAAGAGCUACCUCUGCCAAUUGCUGAAGGCAAUUUCCUUCUGCCAUCUCCGUUGUAUAUUGCACAGAGACUUAAAACCGCAGAACCUAUUGAUAGAUCGAGAGGGUCAUAUUAAACUGGCCGACUUCGGAUUGGCCAGAAUGAUCGGUGUACCCGUUCGCACUUAUACUCACGAGGUUGUCACACUUUGGUAUCGCGCACCAGAGGUUCUACUAGGAACUAAAUUGUACACCUGUGCGUUAGACAUAUGGAGUCUCGGUUGUAUAUUUGCGGAAAUGGCAACCAGGAGAGCUCUGUUUCCCGGAGACUCCGAAAUAGAUCAGUUAUUUAGAAUAUUUCGCAUGCUCGGUACGCCAGACGAAACGAUCUGGCCGGGGGUGUCACAGCUUCCAGACUACACAUCUAGAUUCCCAAGAUGGGAGGCGUCUAACAUAGACGACAUUUUACCGACUUUUGAUGACGAUGCCAAAGACUUAAUUUCAAAAAUGCUGACAUACGAUCCUAAUCAGAGGAUAACGGCAAAAAGAGGAUUGACUCAUCCUUAUUUCGCUGGGAUUAAAUUAGUUCCACCUCCACUGCCAAAAAAAUACUAAUGUAGAUUUAUAUGACCAAUUGAAUUUACUGUAUUUUUAUAGGUUUUUACAUGAAACUUAAAUGCGAAAUAAUUUUGGAUGGAGAUAACUUUAUACUGCGAAUGUGUGUUCGAUACUAUCGAUCUAAAAAUACGAUAUAAUUUAAAUAUAUUUUUACUAUAAAUCUCACGUAUAUAUUAAUUUUUGAUUUGUCGAUAUCAUUUGUCUUUCAUAUCCUUUUCAUCCAUUUUCCAUUUAUUGCACAAUGACGUAUGGAGUUAAAUUACAUUUUUCAAUAAUUAUAUAUUGCAUAUAGCUCUUUAUUUAGAUAUAGUUUCCCAAAUUGUGCGUGUGUGGUUUUAAAAGAUAAAUUAUUAAUUCAUAAUCAAGCCAUUGAAAAUGUCUUAAAAAAUACCUGAUU